UUGGGAUGCGGUUCUGGUUUGGCGUCCAUUUAUUGCUCCAAAAAGUUGCCAAAAGCUAACCAUUAUUUGCAAGAUUUCAACGAAAAUGUGAUCAAAUAUUUUACAUCAGUUAACGUACUAUUGAAUAGCGAAGUAUCCAAUAGCGAAGAAGUGUUGUCUCGUUUCCAUUACCUGUACGGCGACUGGUCCGCCACCGCCGAUGAUAUCCACUGCAGCGUUAAGUUUGAUUUGAUCUUCACUUCGGAGACACUCUAUAAUUGCGAUAAUUAUGAAAAGUUAUGCAAAGUAUUCAAGUGGUGUCUAUCGCCGACGGGAACCGUUUAUAUCGCCUCGAAAUCCCAUUACUUCGGUGUCGGCGGCGGAACCUAUAGUUUUAUGGACUUUAUUGAAAGUGACGGAUAUUUUGGCGCAGAGAUUGCACAUGAAAUUGAAACCCCUUUAAUUAGACAUAUCAUUAAAUUGUGGAUUAAAUAA
This is a messenger RNA of Medioppia subpectinata, 474 nucleotides long. Lineage: Eukaryota; Metazoa; Arthropoda; Arachnida; Sarcoptiformes; Oppiidae. The record is from the annotation of a GenBank genome assembly.